Messenger RNA from Mesorhabditis belari, 891 nucleotides. Lineage: Eukaryota; Metazoa; Nematoda; Chromadorea; Rhabditida; Rhabditidae. The record is from the annotation of a GenBank genome assembly.
AUGGGCAACCGAUGGAGUCGAAAAGCUGAUCAUGUGGAGUUGAAUUUCGAAAAACUACUAACCGAGCAAAGACUGGAGAAAGAAAGAAAAGAAACGAAAAUGAAAGGAUUGAUCACUAACGAGCUUCAACUAAACGCGGAAAAUGCUGUCAAUCGACCCGAUGAAACGGGGAAAUGGUUGAAAUUUGUGGUAAUCUCCGAUACGCACUGUCAAAUGGAUCAGUUGAUGGAGAAAAUCCCGGACGGCGAUGUGCUCGUUCAUUGUGGCGAUUUUACGAAUUCUGGAGGCGAAGAGGCGGUCCGCGAAUUCAACGAACAACUCGAGAAGUUGCCUCAUCGAUACAAAAUCGUUGUGCCCGGGAAUCAUGACACCGAUUUUGAUACAAGAGAAAAAUACAGAUCAUCUGCCUCAUCGACUCAAACAGUUCGACUCCUCACAGAGCCCACAAUUCUCCUAGAUUCAUCUAUUAAUAUUGAGGGAAUCAAAAUCUACGGCAGUCCGUGGGUUCCCCUUUGUGGAGACGCAACUUUUUACGUGCCAGCUGGAGAGGAAAUGCAAGAGAAAUGGGCAAAGAUCCCCGAGGAUCUAGAUAUUUUGAUCACACAUGGACCACCAUUAGGCUAUUUGGAUCGAAGUGAACGAGGCGAGCAUUGCGGCGAUGCUGAUCUUCUCGAUGCGGUUCAGCUGAAAAAUCCAAAGUAUCACCUAUUUGGGCACAUUCACGAGAGGUAUGGAGCGAUGACGAAUGGAAAAACGACUUUCAGAAACGCCGCUCAAUGUACUUUAUGGGGAAAGAUUUGUCGGCUACCGAUUGUAUUUUAUAUGAAAGUACCCGAUGGAAACGAUGGCUCAACUUGGAAAAGCUAUACGAAAUUUGAGGAAAUCGACAAG